This is a messenger RNA of Brachypodium distachyon (stiff brome), 357 nucleotides long. RefSeq names its product FT-interacting protein 1. Lineage: Eukaryota; Viridiplantae; Streptophyta; Magnoliopsida; Poales; Poaceae. The record is from RefSeq and is a predicted model, not a curated record. The transcript has a single exon. Bases 1 to 357 code for a protein of 118 amino acids.
AUGAGGUAUGACCGUCUGAGGAGCGUCGCCGGCAGGGUGCAGACGGUGGUCAGGGAUUUGGCGAUGCAGGGGGAGUCGUUGCUCAGCUGGAGGGACCCCAGGGCGACAUCCACGCUCAUCGUGGCGAUUGUGCUCUACGUGACGCUGUUCCAGGUCGUGGCCGUCAUUGCUGGGCUUUACCUCCUCCGGCACCCAAAGUUCAGGGGCAAGCAGCCCUCCGUGCCCUUCAACCUCUACAAGCGCCUGCCCGCGAGGGGCGACAUGCUCAUAUAUUCACUAGUAUAUACUCUAGUUUCGCAUUCAGAGUUGAGGCUUGGACUAGGACAGAGAUGCUCUCAACAUUCAGAAGCAGCUUAA